UAAGUCUAUUGCCAACAAUAAGGAUGUUUGUAAACUCAAGUUUUGGGAAGCGUUUACUACUGAAAUACCCUUAAAGGAAAAGGGUACCUUUCAAAGAGAUAAAACACCAUUCAUAACUUUUGUAUUAGGAAGCUGGAAGACAUAGGGAUGUAAUUCGUGUCUUAACAUUUCUUAAUGGAAUGUCAUCACAGUUCCUUGUUGGAAAAAUGGCACGCACAGAAGGAAAAAAAAAAAGGAAAGAGAAAGUAUAGUUCAGUCCAUCAUUUAUUGCGCAAGUUAGCUGAACAUGACUUUUGGUGGAACUAUUGUUUUUUUAGAGGUUAAUAAUUUUUUGAAUGAUGUAAAUAAAUAUUUAAGAAAAUAUGCAUUGGUUGCCUUGCCCUUAUUCUUUCUGUACUCCUCGGCCUCCGGAGGGUGGGAUGCUUGCUGUGCCGCUUUUGGUAAGCUCUUUCAUUACAACGUUGAGGCUUUGGGAUCUCAAUUGGCUGCAUUUGGUACUUUCAGAAGAGGAAGUCCUGCUGGUUUCGGGACUUCCUUUUGGUGGGACGAUGGUGGCAUCUUGGAUGUGGCACUUUGAUCCAAAGGGUUUUCAUUCUGUGCACAGUGGGUACCGGUUGUUUAUGUUUCAUCAUAACAUGAUUGGGUGCUCUGAUUCCUCUGUUACUAAACAUUGGUGGAUUCGUUUGUGGAAGUUGAAUAUCCCGGCCAAAAUCAAGAUUUUGAUGUGGAGGGCUUUUCAUAUGAUAUUACCGGUGCUUACUUGUUUGGUUGAUAGGCGGAUGGAUAUCUCUCCUCUUUGUCCUUAUUGUGGGAAACAUCCUGAAACCAUCACUCAAGUGGUUUUUGGUUGCAGGCUUGCAAAGGAGUUGUGGAAGUGUUUUUUGCCAGUGGUGUUGUCUGGUAGAAAUUAUUAUUUUGAUUUUUCUGAUUUUUGUGUUGUGCUUGCGGAUUCCCUUUCUCCUCUGGAUUUUUCUUUAUGGUGUAUUGGUUGUUGGGGAUUAUGGGAUGAUCACAAUGAUUUUCGUGUUCGUGGUGUUGUGCCGGAUGUUGAUGCGAAGUGUUGGUGGUUAUCUUCAUAUGUAAGAGGCAAUGGAAGUAGUAAGCACAAGGAAUUUAAGGUGUGGCCCUCAAAUUUCAGUUCAGCAUGGUCUUUCAGCUCGGGGUUGUUUUGUGCUCUCGGAUGCAGCAUCCUCGCCAGGCUGGAAUAUUUGGGGUGUUGGUGUGGUGAUUGUUGAUGCAAAUGGGGAUGUACUGGGGGCUACGGCAAAACAAUUUUCUUCUUUGAAUAGUCCACUGCUCUUGGAAACUUUAGCCAUUAAAGAAGGGAUUAGUCUUGCCUCUGCUCCUCAUCUUGGAGAUGUAGUUGUUUUUUCAGAUUGUCUGGGUUCUGUUCAAUUAAUUCGGGAAGUGCUACAUCUAUUACUGAUGUUGGAGUUUGGGUGUAGGAGAUUCAGGAUGGGAGAAAAGGUUUUUACUAAG
Messenger RNA from Cucumis melo (muskmelon), 1479 nucleotides. Its product is annotated as UMP-CMP kinase. NCBI's taxonomy places the organism in Eukaryota, Viridiplantae, Streptophyta, Magnoliopsida, Cucurbitales, Cucurbitaceae. The coding region runs from base 363 to 1235 and encodes 290 amino acids. Gene Ontology annotation, molecular function: UMP kinase activity; ATP binding. Gene Ontology annotation, cellular component: nucleus; cytoplasm. The record is from RefSeq and is a predicted model, not a curated record. The transcript has 4 exons. Gene Ontology annotation, biological process: UDP biosynthetic process; CDP biosynthetic process; 'de novo' pyrimidine nucleobase biosynthetic process.